Molecule: messenger RNA, 756 nt
Organism: Durusdinium trenchii
Lineage: Eukaryota; Dinophyceae; Suessiales; Symbiodiniaceae
Source: the annotation of a GenBank genome assembly
GUUCAUGUAUUUUCUAGCUAUUGCAGCUGCUCACUUCUAGCACAAAUCAAAAAGACUUCGCGAGCCACCGGACGAUGCCGGGCACGGGGAAGGCGGAUGUCAGUCCUUCUCAGUUUGAUAUGCAGUGGAGAAGCCGAGUCGACUGCGAGGAGUUUUGGGCAACCUUUCCAGUAUUCUCCCCUCGACCAGGGAUUCACACAGAAGGCUUGAUACCAAUUCGAGUGGAGACCGGUCACUUUCGCAAAUUGGUCGGAAGUGUGAGAGGUAAGCCAUGCUUGGCAGGUGAUGAUGUUUCUGCAUGCAGCUCUCAGCUGCACUCCAGCAGAAGCCGAAGCGGCUCCGAGGCCACUCCUCAGCCCCCGAGCAGACAGUCCUUCUUGAGAACUGCCUCAUCUCCUAGGUCCAGCCUUGCAGCGGCAGCACUUGUCCUCGAUGCAGGCGCUGCAGACAUGAGGAACCAGCUGCAGCAGGAGCGGGUGCUGAGACAGAAGGCCGAAGACGAAGUUCAGCAGUUGCGAGCAAAGCUGGCAACAUAUGUUUAAGUGAAGGCAGAGACUCCGGAGUUCCCACGUCUUGAAGAUGUUGUAAAGUUCUCGAUUUCAACGGACUCUUUGCUGCCCCUCCGCAAAUGCGGAGCGUCUCACCAUCGUAUUAUUGCUACAAUGGUCAUGCAAAGUAGACUGCAUCGUCCAAGGAUGUGCAGAAUCUAACAUGCAACAUGACCAACGCAGAGGCAGUUGAUUCAGUGGAUUGGGA